Messenger RNA from Echinostoma caproni, 1062 nucleotides. Lineage: Eukaryota; Metazoa; Platyhelminthes; Trematoda; Plagiorchiida; Echinostomatidae. The record is from the annotation of a GenBank genome assembly.
AUGGCAAUGCAUCAUCCACAACAACAAAUAGACAUGCCCUAUGAUUAUUCUCCAAGUAUGGGAGAAAGUGAGACCACCAGUUCACCACCGAUGGACACGGAAUCCAAAUCGGAUAACGGAAUCAAACCAGUCCCGGAUUGUUCCCGGGGUGACCAAAUUGUGCACAACACCAAUUUUAAUCCACUUCUGGCUGCCCGAUUCCCCAAAGUGCGUUUGAAUUCUGUGGCCGAGGAAUCCACUCAUACCACUCCUCAGUCUAAUUAUCAUUCCAGCUCAUUGUCCACCAUCUCUUCCGUGACUGAAUCCAGUGGCCCGGGUACACAAGUGCCGUUUGCUUCCGCCUCACCGGAAGCGCAUCUAUCCAAACUGAAGUCUAUUCAUCGCAAGGUGAAACGACGGAAGCGAUGGCGACGUGUGCUUCGGGUGAUGCAUUUUAUCAUCACGAAACUACUCGUGCCUUUGAUGCUCAUCGGCAGCACCACAUUGCUGUUAUGUGGCUACUUCCUAUCUGUGCAUUAUUUGCUCGUUUCCGGUUGCAUCAUUCUACUUGCGGCAAUUGGAUUUCAAGUUCAAUUGUGUUUUACCGAGCGUACCGGUCCGAACAAAUUUAAUCCCAUGUCUGUGCCCUUCUCCAUCCCAGCCGAGGAUCUAAAAAUGAUGGAAUCGGAACCGAUGAAAGAGCCCGCGCCUGUGCCAAACCCGAUCCCGGGUUCGGAACCCCAGCGAGAAAUGAUACAGCAACCGCGUCCGUCCGACAACGAUGCUUAUCGGACUUCAGUCACAGCAACAGAUUUGCAUGUCAGGCGGCUCAGUCUCGCCCUGGCCCGUGUUGCAAAUAACGCACUGCAGGCUCCGCGCUAUCCGGACGGAGAUUCCACGGGGGUUUUGCGACUGGCACGUCGUUUGACUUUGGCGAGCACGGCGAUCGGGAUUGGCACACAUGAUCAUGUCAUGACCGGAUCCAGUUGGCUCACGGGCAAUCAAAUUCGACAUGGCGUUCGACGUAGUCUGGCAUGGAAUGCGACCGGGGCGAGUCGGUUCUAUGAACAAAACUAUGACUAA